AUGCAAAAUUUCAGGACUCGAAUUCAAAAAACUGUUGUUGAUAAUUGUGAUUUUACGUAUGCACCAACAGGUCCUGGAAAAAAUAAGAAAAAUAAAAGUGGCGAUGAAGGAUUAGCAUAUAAAGCACAACUUCACCACUAUCAACAAACCAAGCAAAAAAUAAUUUCUGGUGAAGAUGGUACAGUAACAAUACCAGAUGUUGAUGAGGAAAGUGAUGCAUCCGAUGAUGACAAUAAUUUUUCGGUUUACGAAUGUCCAGGUUUAGCACCUACUGGUGAUAUCGAAGUACAAAAUCCAAAUUUCAUCUCCAAACCUUAA
Molecule: messenger RNA, 318 nt
Organism: Thelazia callipaeda (thelaziosis nematode)
Lineage: Eukaryota; Metazoa; Nematoda; Chromadorea; Rhabditida; Thelaziidae
Source: the annotation of a GenBank genome assembly